UAUGACGCCGCGACCGGCAACGUCACAGAGGUGAUAAAUACGAGUCGUGAGGCCGAGCGGCGUCGUGUCCGCUGUGAAGUCAGAGAAGAGACGUGAAGCACGAGCGAACCUGCUUCUGUUGUUGUAGUUGGAAAACAUGGAGGUCAGCGCCGAGGCCAAGAGGAUCAUGGUCGUGGCUCUGGGGAAACUGUACAGCUCCCGCAGCCAGAGAGGAGGUCUCCGCCUGCACCGGAGCCUCCUGCUCACCCUGGUCAUGAAGUCCGCCCGGGACAUCUACCACGAGGCCCAGGCGACGGCGGAGGGUGUCGAACCCGGCUGCGAACAACAACAGCCGGCGGCGGCUCAGGGGAACACGGAGUCCUCUUGUGUGGAACUCCGGGGUCCCGCUUCGCUCCGGACUUUACCCCGAGAGGAAGUCGUUGCUCCCCGCACGGAGGACAAGGAGAACCGGUGCCCGAGCGUCACCGUCGCGGCUCAACCGUCGAGGAAGAGACGAGGCAAAGCGGCCGCCGAGCCGGAUUUCCUCCCGUGUAAGAAAGCGAAACUGGAGCAGACGAGCUGCCCCCAACAGCUGCUUGUGAGCCCGGUGCUCAUGGACUAUAUGAACUGUAGCAGCCUGGGAGCGCACCCAGCCCCCAUGCCCAUACACAGAGCCAUAGCAGCGUGUUGAAACCCAGAACAGGGGGAUAUGAACUUUUCCCACAGGAGCCUGAACGCACCCGACAGCGGGCCAGUACCCGGGGGGUCACACGGAUAAACACCGCGGGGGUGGUGGAUCCUGGAGAGGCCCCCCGGGCCCGGACGUGACUCCCAACAAGCCCGGACAUGCUCCAGGAAUCACGGAAGCGGAUGGAUGAGAAGUCCUCAGUGACUUUAGGCCUGAACAGGAGCCACAGCUCGGAGCUCAGCUGGAGUGGUGCUUCCCCGGGACCAGGCCUCAAACCUGCCUUUAUGAACAACAAUGAACUUUACAUGAACAUCUGUGUGAGCCCUCAUCUGCUCAGAUGUGUUGUUGUUGGAGUGUGUUGUGUGGAGGCCUUCAUGCUGACUGAAGGUGGCAAAGUGUAAAAAACAUUGGAUGACUGCAUCUACCUCAGUAUUUAUUAAACCUUUUCUACUCGCAAAGAAA
This is a messenger RNA of Paralichthys olivaceus (Japanese flounder), 1129 nucleotides long. RefSeq names its product immediate early response 2a (gene ier2a). The record is from RefSeq and is a predicted model, not a curated record. Lineage: Eukaryota; Metazoa; Chordata; Actinopteri; Pleuronectiformes; Paralichthyidae.